Molecule: messenger RNA, 1969 nt
Organism: Microdochium trichocladiopsis
Lineage: Eukaryota; Fungi; Ascomycota; Sordariomycetes; Xylariales; Microdochiaceae
Exons: 3
Coding region: 80-1828 (582 amino acids)
Source: RefSeq, a predicted model, not a curated record
UCCCACGCCAGUAGAAGUCUUGAGAUAUUUCACGUACACCGCCCAUCAAAGGAACCCGCCUGAAGACGACACGCCCGCAAUGUCAUUAUCAUCGGGAACUUGCAGCGUAGCUAAGGACGCCUUCACCUCCGCGAAGAAAGUCUUCCUGACACACACACUCCCCAGUUCGGGGUCUCUAACCGCGGUGGAAGAUUCUGCCACUAUUGAGGACUUGCAAGAUGCCAUCCGCCAAUCUCUAUCACUCUACGAAGCUCGUGUCGCGUCAUCAGGCAAGACUCGGAAAUGGUUGCAAAAGGCGUCGGAAGGCAUCUGCCACUACGGCACCAUUCUCGAUGUCUUCGUUCAGCAUCAUCCAGAGUACGUCGCGCUUGUCUGGGGCGCGAUGAAGUUUCUGUUCAUCUCUGUGCAGAAUCACGGUCAAACCCUCAAAAUCCUUGCCAAGUCGAUCGCCAAGGUGGCCCAGCAUCUCCCUAACAUCCAGAGACUCUCGGCUCUGUACCCGUCAAACGAGAUGAAAGUUGCUGUCGAGACACUUUAUUCGCAUCUCCUAGACUUCCUACUCAAAGCGCAUAGGUGGCUCACCGAGUCCAGGUUAAAGCACUUCUACCACAGUCUGACUCAGCCGCCAGAGUUGGUAUAUGGGGAUGUUCUGGACAACAUCAGCCAGGCAACGGCCAGAAUCACCGAGCUGGCAUCUGUUGAGUCGCAAACCGAGAUUCGAAACAUGCAUGAUGACCACAGCCGGGACCUGAAGGAGAUUGCCUCUACAGUCAAGGCUGCUGAAGUAGCCAGAAAGAACGACAUCCAGCUUCUGGAACGGUCUGUGUCGAGAUUGCACGUAUCUCAGACACACCAAAGUGCACAACUAACUCGCAUCGUGAUGAUGCUGGCCGGGACAGACUCUACCAUCCAUGAUGUUGUCACGAAAGUCGAGAACUUUCACGCUAUUCAGACAAGUGCUGUUCUGAAUACCAACCUGCAUUUGACGCAACUGGAACAGCUCCACGUGUUGUCAAACAUGUCACUUUCUUUCGAAGACCCAGACAAGUGCCUGCAACGUCACUCUUCUCUUCGUCGACGUAGAGGCAAAGCUAACGGGGGCAAGCCGGUCGUCAACAAUAUCUGGUUAUCCCCCAAACUCCGGAGAGCAGCAGGUUCCCCGUCAUCAACAAUCACCACUGUCCGUGGCCCAUUCAGCACACGUUGGGCAAUCCAAGAUUUUGGAGUUGACUUGAUCCAGGCGAUAUCUUCACCUUCGAGUGCAGCUAGGGUGCUCUGGGCCCUCACAGAUGCAGCAAAUGACAGCAGGAGCCGGGAAACGGUAUGGAAUACUGCCAAUCUCAUGAAGGUCCUCACGUGGCAAGCCCUGCGAGUUGUUGCUGCCAAUACCAACACCGCCUACACGGCGAGAGAAGCGCUGCCUACUGAGAAGGACAUGUCGAUGCGCUACUCGCGGUUUUACACAACCCGCGCGGAGCAAGACUGGGUCACAUUUUUCGCAGAAGUGGUUUCGAAGCUAGAACAGAAGCAAGUCUUUGUCGUCAUAGACCUCGCAGCAGUUGAAUCCUGCUGGCGUGAUGGUGAUGCCGGCAGGCGCGAUGGGCAACAAUUUGAUCUGAUCCGUGCGCUGGGCCAGCUAACAAGGGAGAUCACACGCCCGAUUCUGAAGAUUGUCCUGCUCGUCUAUGAUGCGACGUGGUCAGGCCACGUCUUUGAGACUGCAGCAGGGUCGAUUGUCCAGGUCAGGAUGGAGAAGGCAAGGCCCAUAACAAUGCUUAGUCGGGGAAUGCCGCAGGGCAAGGUCAGACGGGUUCUUGGUGCACGGUGAUCAUUCUUCAAUCACAGUCAUUCAGGGUUGCGUUAUUUGUAGUCAAUUCGACAAUAGUCUAGGACGUCUCCCCAACUUCAAUCUUCUGACUACUAGGCAAUGCGGAACGAUUGCGGCCCUUCUUCUGAACAAGUGCCUUUG